CGGCUUGCCUCUCUCAAGAGUGCAGAGCUACACUCGCAGGCGGCUUAUGGGCAGAGAGAGAACUUCUAGGUCGACUUGGAACAUUGGUGUCCCUGCUGCUAAUAUACUUGAUAGGAGGGCACUUGGCGCAUCAGGUGUAUCAGGAGCGUCAGGUGUAUCUUCAGGUGUUUUAUCAGGUGCACCGCCAGAGUGGAUGGACCUGGGAGUGGCUCUGGACGUGGCAGGCCUGCAGCAGUGUGUGGGGCAGGGGCGAGUGGUCACUGUGGACGCAUACCUCAGAGGCGAAGGGGUUGGGAGCGGUGCAGAGGGGUGGCUGGGGAGGGUGGGUAGGUUGUGGAAGCCAAAGGGGAGGACGGAGGUGGAGGUGAAGAUGUGGUGGUGGUGGCACGGCGGCGAAUCUGUGCGUGCCACGUGUCAGCAGUUCAUUCGCGAGGCGCCAUGGGCAAAGCUGCUACCCCACGAUGAUGGGGAUGGGGAGACCUAUGGCGCAACAGACGGUGACAAUUACAGUCGUGAUAAUACCAGCACCAGUGCCAGUACUAGUACUGCUGGUGGUACCAGUGGUAAUGGUGGUAACACCGGUGAUAACAGUGGUGACGCUGACAAUGGUAACAAUAACAGUGGUGGUACUGCUGCUAGUGAAGCCAGUAUCAACGACCCGGCUCAUCUCGCCAGCAUAUGUGCAGGGGCCCCCAUACCCGCCGCCAACGUGUCUCUUAGCCAGUUCCUCGCCUUCUUUGGCCGCCGCACGGAAGACGUGAUUGGGCUGGGAGACGUGUUUGAGAUCACAGGGGAGGUGGAUGUGGGGGAGGUGGAUCGGGGGGAAGAUAUAAGGGGAGUGCACAAUUUACGGGCGGAAUUGCUGAUGGAAGGGCAUGCGAGUUCAGACGGUCUGCCGGGUCUCUACGACGGCCUAAACGGUGCCGUCCCCAUCCUGCCGCCCUGCCGCCUCGCCAUGCGGCCGCACCCCGCCGCCCUCUCCGCCGCCCACGCGUUCGCGCGGCGCGUGCUCGGCACACGCUUCGCCGCCCUGCACCUGCGGAGGACGGAUUUUGCGACGCACUGCUUGAGGCCGGGGUUCCGGUGCUGGUCACCACUGUCUCAGAUUGCUAGAUGCGUGGCGGAUAGGAUCAAUGCCCUCAAUGCUGCUGCUGGAGCUGGUGGUGCUGCUGGUGUUGCUGGUGCUACUGCCGUUGCUGGUGUUGCUGGUGCUACUGCUGCUUCUGGUGGUGGUUCUGCUGCUGAUGUGGCUGUUGCUGCUGGAGUAAAGGAGGGGGCAGCAUCAAGUGGGAUGGAGCAGCACCAACCUGUGCGGACUCUCUUCGUCGCCACAGAUACAACCGACCAGGUGGGAGCUGGGAAUAGCAGGAUACGAUCCCAACUGGAGCUCCGCUGGUUCUCUCAGAUGCUCAAGUCCCUGGUAUGGGGCGAGCUUUCCAUUAUUCAGUACCCUCGUGUCAAGUCAGCGGCGCCAGGAGCAGCAGAGCUGCAGGCAGCGGGGAUGAUAUCCCACAGCAGCACGAGGAGCACGGUGGAGAAGAUGGUAUGUGUGUAUGCGCACGUGUUCUGGGGCACCCCCCGGUCGACCUUCAGCAAGGAUGUGAUGCGGAUGAGGGCGGCUCUGAGGGUGGCGCAUUGUGGGGAUGACUGGGUGUGUGGGGGGGAGGAGACGGAGGACUUGCGGGUGAGGGAAAUCAGCAAGAGGAUGAAUGCAUGA
Closterium sp. Yama58-4 is the source of this 1717-nucleotide messenger RNA. Lineage: Eukaryota; Viridiplantae; Streptophyta; Zygnematophyceae; Desmidiales; Closteriaceae. The record is from the annotation of a GenBank genome assembly.